Seriola aureovittata is the source of this 6917-nucleotide messenger RNA. RefSeq names its product CMP-N-acetylneuraminate-beta-galactosamide-alpha-2,3-sialyltransferase 1-like. Gene Ontology annotation, molecular function: beta-galactoside (CMP) alpha-2,3-sialyltransferase activity. Bases 715 to 1719 code for a protein of 334 amino acids. The transcript is spliced from 6 exons. The record is from RefSeq and is a predicted model, not a curated record. NCBI's taxonomy places the organism in Eukaryota, Metazoa, Chordata, Actinopteri, Carangiformes, Carangidae.
AUUUCUGGUGUUUGACGGUCUUUUUAAGAGCUGAGAGACUGCGACGCAUCCUGUGUAAUUUGAAGAUGAAGAAGAAGAAGAAAAAGGAGAAGAAAAAAAAACAGAGCAAUAAACAAAACCCUGAAAAUGAAACACUGCCAUGCAAAGAAAUUGUAGGGUUGAUGUGACAGUUUCAUUUUGUAACUAUUUGUACUGUGAAAUUACAAGAACUCUGAGCAGUGCAGAAUUUACAUCCACUGUCUGCUUAUGGUUAAACAGUAUUCAGGGUUCACAGGUUGUUUUUCCCUUAAUGUUUCCCAGUGUCACAGAAAUGUCCUUUUAUUUGCCUUCUAGAUGGAUCAUUAAAGAAUGGAUGACACAUCAGUCACUGACCUCACAGAGUCAACAUCCCGACAGUCAGCAAAAGUGGCUGAAUCUGAUUAAGCAGGAGGCAUCAAGCUGACAGACCCCGGCUGUGGAUUUACCUUCCUUUGGUUUAUGUAAAAUCUAAGAAGGAAACACAUGGAUGGAUUUUAUUGAGGAUAUUGGUUCCCAUCCACAUGCUGUGUUUUCUGGAGGAUAAGAACAACAGGUUACGCUCAAUCCACCACAGAGAGAUGUGGUCAACAGGGUCGCUUUUUUUCUCACACCUUCGGGACUCGAGAUUUAUCAUGAUGCUAUUUUCGUCCGUCGCCCUCCCAAAGUUCCCGGCCAACUGAUUCUGACUGUGACGACAUGUCUCUACCCAAGCGGAGGAGAAUCAGGACUUUUGCCGUGCUCUUUUGCAUUAUUACCUUCACGACGUUCCUGUUCAGUUACACUUUCCGAGACCCCUCGCUCUACUUCUUCAAGUACGCCUUUCACCUGUCGGACAACUUUUUCUCCAAAGGGCCAUGCGCCUGUCAGCAGUGCAUGACGGAGCUGGAGGACGACCCCUGGUUCGCUGAGCACUUCAAUCAGUCCGUCCACCCGCUGAUGACCAGAGAGAACAGCGUCCUCUCUGAUGACACCUUUAAAUGGUGGCAGUGGUUGCAGUCAGAGAGGCAGCCGGCCAACUUCAGUGAAGUGGUGGAGGAGCUGUUCCAAGUCAUCCCUGAUGAGGUGCUCUACAUGGACGCCAGCCCCGAGCGCUGCAGGUCCUGCGCUGUGGUGGGGAACUCUGGGAACCUUAAAGGGUCCCAGUACGGCAGCCUCAUCGACUCCAGUGAUUUCAUCAUAAGAAUGAACCAGGCUCCCACCAGUGGCUUUGAGGGGGAUGUGGGUGCCAGAACAACUCAUCAUGUCAUGUAUCCAGAGAGUGCCAUAGACUUGGACAACACCACCAGUCUGGUGCUGAUCCCCUUCAAGACUCUGGACCUGCAGUGGAUCAUUAGUGCUCUCACCACAGGCACCAUUAAACACACGUAUUUACCUGUCAUGUCCAGGAUAAGAGCAAACAAAGAUAAGGUGUUGAUUUACAGUCCCACAUUUUUCAAAUACGUGUACGAGUCUUGGCUCGAGGGUCACGGACGAUAUCCUUCAACCGGCUUCCUUAGCUUACUGCUCGCCAUCCACAUAUGUGACAAGGUCAGUGUGUUUGGAUUCGGGGCUGAUCAGUACGGAAACUGGCACCACUACUGGGAGGAAAACCAUUUGGCCGGAGCUUUCCGUCACACGGGAGUCCAUGAUGGAGAUUACGAAUAUAAUGUCACCCUGCUGCUGGCAGACAAGCACAAAAUCCGAAUGUUUAAAGGCAGAUGAUACCCAGCCCGUAUGUGCAGUGGGCUGAACCCCAAAUGAACCCGAGCAGCUCUUUUAAUGUUUAUUUUUCCUUCACCUCGCACCGGAAGAACCUUUUUCAUCGCCAUGAUUUCCAAGAACAUUUUACUUGUCUGUCCAGAUUUCUGUUCUUCACUGAAGCUACUGUUUGAGAAAUCAAACUUCUACUGACAAAGCAACAGUUUUUCUUUGUUCCCGGACACAGACCGCGACAAGACAGAAACAACCACUGCCACUUGUUUCAGGACGUUUUCAUAUUAGGUACAAUUGCUUUGCACCAUGCCUGAGUACCGUACCCGAAUACACUUGCGUAUCUGCACGCUGUGAUACAGUAGGUGGCGUUGUGCACCUAGUUGUUUUGCAAUCUGCCAAUAAACACAAAGAAGAAGGAGAAUACACUUGAGUUACUAAACUAAAGAACAUUUCUUUAUGUUGUCGCUCUGGUGUGGAAAGGCAGAAAAUACUCUCAAAUUAUUCCAUAAAUAUUGGACUUUUUGUGGUAAAUGGACUGCACUUAUUAUAGCGCCUUUCUCGUCUAAGAGACCACUCAAAGCGCUUUACAAUACUUGCCACAUUCACCCAUUUACUCACACCAAUACACACAGUCAUAGAACAGCCAUCAGGGGCAAUCUGCGGUCCAGUGUCUUGGCCUUACACAUCGACACAGCGACUGGAGGAGGCGGGGAUCGAACCGCUCACCUUCCGAUUAGUGGACGACUCGCUCCUCCUCCUAAAGUGUGUGUGCGCAGCGUCCCGUAGGGAUGUGUGUGUUUUUCGUCUGCACAAAUUUCAAACAAGCAUAUCCUUUCGGGGCCAGAUGGUAGUCAGAUGGUAAAUAAUAGUCCACGUCCGUGUUUUGGUUCAGUAGUUUUCACACAUGAUACGAACCAUGCCUCAGUGCACACGGGGACCGGGAAUGUUUAGUGGAUCCGUGCUUGGGUACGUUACAGUGUCAAAGCCCCGUCACUCAAAUAACGUCAUGGAGUGACCAGAGAAGAAGACGAGACAAUGGUCUGGUUGGCAAGCAUGCUAUACAUAAAAAGCUUUAGUAUGUGUACACUCUGUAUGUUCUUUUUUCUUUUAACUGGCGACCAUUGUGGCCACCUGAAGCUUUGUGCGUUAAUGGUCCCUCACACUGACAGCUGUAGUCAGACAAAGUGCCAUAAUUGCUGCAUUGAUGUAUAGACUUAGCGAAGGGGAUUUUUGUACAAAACUCAUCACUGUCAUUUAUGCAGAGAAAUAUAACCACUGUCUGCUGAUCUAAAAGGUGUAGGCUGCACUGAAAGCUUUUUACAGUAAGUGCAAAGCGACAGGCUUCACAACAAAACACAUCAUCGACUGUGCUGUAAAUAUCCCUUCAGUAUAAAUUCCCACCAAAUGGCAGUGACGGUGUCUUACAUUAUAAUAACGGCAUGUAUCAGAAAAAUCAGUUCUGCUUUCAUCACUCUGAUUCUGAAUCUCACCACAGAGCUACGCAUCUGUUUGACUGAAAGCUCAACAAGGCCAAGGGACACGUAAAAUCAAACCAAAACAAGCCUCAAAGAAUAUACACUCAGCGAGCAUUUUAUUAGGAACACCACCGUGUAGAUCCUCCCUUUGCUCUCAAAACAGCCUCAGUUCUCCGUGUCGUUGAUUUCACAAGAUGUUGGAAACUUUUCUUUGAGAUUCUGCUCCUCGUUGACAUGAUGGCGUCACGUCAUUUCUGUGGAUUUGUCGGCUGCACAUUCAUUCUGCCAAUCCCCUGUUCUACCACAUCCCGGAGGUUUUUCUGCUGGAUUCAGGUCUGGAGACCGGGGCGGCCGCUGGAGUACACGAUGAUUGAUUUGUAUUAAGGGCCCAAGGUGUGCCAAGAAAUCAUUCCCCACACCGUUACACCACCGCCUCCAGCCUGGACUAUUGACACAAGACGGGUUGGAUCUAUGGAUUCAUGCUGUUGACACCAAAUCCUGACCCCACCAUCUGCUGUCUCAGCAGAAAUCCACAUUCAUGCCCACUGCAGCCUCUGAUAAAUGUUCUUGGCUGACAGGAGUGAAACCCGAUGUGGUCGUCUGCUGUUGUAGUUGACAUGUUGUGCUUUUCUAAAAGCUCACCACAGUUGUAAAGAGUGAUUGUCUGAGUUACCAUAGACUUUAUGUCAGCUUUAACCACCUGGACAUUCCCCUCAUCAACAAGGCCUUUCUGUCCACGAACUGCCCAAAACAAAUGUCCAAAUACCUGAAAACUAAUCAGUCUUACAUGUACUUUGUGUUUCGCACUAAUUAACAAAUAGUCACAUUCUAAUAAGCUAAAUUAAGAUAGUAAACAUGGUAAACAAUUUACCAUAUAGAGUGCUGCAAGGAUGAUGUAAUUUUGUAGUUAGCAUCUCAUUUAGCCACUCGUCAGAAACCUUGUGUGUUAACUACAGACUUUAUUUCAGCCAUCUAACCAAAAACGCAUUUAAAAAAAAAAAAAACCCAUUGACUACGAGACGAGGGAACUGGAAGUGCUAAAAUGCAAACUAAUUUCCACAUUUUAGAAAUCAUUUUUGCAGUGCUUUAUUUAGCGUUGUCAGUUUGAGCAUGUUAGCAUGCUAACAUUAGCAUUUAGCUCAAAGACUCAUAGAGCUGCUAGCAUGUCUGUAUGAUGUAAACUCCCUCCAGGUUGUUAAAAUCAACAGAUCUCCUGAAAAAGUAGAGCGGACCUGACCACAGCUCGAAGGUAGCUCCUAUCCCUCAUUAACUAUGACCCGUUAGCUUUCAGUGUUACAGUGCAGCUGAGCCUGUGUCACUUUUAGCAUCAAAACUGUUCAAGAAAUCUAAGAUUGAAUAUCAGUGUUAUUCUCUUACCUGCAUGUCUCAUUCCAAACUGAGUUGUUUUGGGGUUGAUUUUUUUUUUUUUUUAAGUGUCUUGGCCUUAAAGGACUUUACUGAAGACCUGAACCAAGGUGUGGAUUAAGAGGACAGCCAUAGUGAAGUAAUCAAUGAGAUUUUCAUCACUCAGUGUGAAGAAAAAUGAUAGAAAGGUUUUAAAUGCUUGAGGUGUCACACAGACACCAGGUUCUUCAUCAAGUUGUGCACAGUCAUAAAUCAUGGACAGCUGACAUGACACAGCCUACACAGGGGUGCCUUAGCAUUAAAAUCCACAAUGUACUGCACACUUUUAAUGUACUCUGUGACAUGCAAGUGCCUUUAAUUGGAGUUUUUUAAGACUUAAUUUUACCAUUAAAUUUAACUGCAUUGUAAUUAUCUUUGUUAUUCCUUGAUUUGUCAGUAAACUUUACAAAUUUAUGUUAUUGUUGUGUAAACAGUGUAAAUUUGAAAGAACUAUAUGCAUGAUAGAUACAACAAUAUAGCCAUUUAAGAGAUUCUUGUUUGUGCCACAGAAGAAAAUGUUGGGUAUAUACAGUACAUGUAGGGUAGGUAUGUGAAAAACCUUUGGAUUAGCAGUGAGACACAGUGGCUUCGGAAAGUAUUCAGACCGCUUCUCUUUGUGCACACUUUAAUAUCUUGUAGAUUUAAUUUUAAAUAAAUAAAACUGCCAUUUUUUCCCCUCAAGCUUUCAAUCACGACAAAGUAGAAAAACAUGCUUUAGAAUUUGUCUGCAAAAUUUAUUAAAAAUCUAAAACUGAAUAAUGAAUCAAGGGUCUGAAUACUUUUGUAAAUGGCAGACUUCAAGUUGCAGUUUUAAUACAUUUUCAAAAAACUCUAAAAACAUGUUUUCACCUGGGUCACUGAGUGUAGACUGAUGGGUAAAAAUGGAAAUUGUUAUCCAUUUCCAAGUGAAGUGGUGUGAAUACUUUGUGAAGCCACUGUGUGUUUUUAUCCAGGCUUGAAAUUAUUAACUGCACUUGCUGAACUUGUAGAUGUUUGAAUUCUGUGUUUUAUUGCUUCAAGAAAACACAUAAGCACUUCUCCUGCCCUCACGUUUUCAUUGUCGCUGACAAAAUCUGUCGGAUCUGAAAUGCUGUAAGUGUUGUUUCAGAUCUGUCGGGAGCUGAGCUCGGCGGUGCUUCUCUAAAAGGCUAUGAUUUGCUCCAUGUGCCUUGUUCCAUAGUGGGACAUUUGCACUGUCAGUGUCGUCAGUGAUCUUUUACCUCUCUGUGUGAGAGCAGGCUGAUAGGAAGAGGAAAAACCACAGUAUUUGUUCACCUUGUAUGCAUAUCAGUUGCCACAUAAGACAAUAGUGAUGUGCAUUUGUUCUGCAGGGGACACUGUCACCUAGUGGACAAGAUCUCACGUAUCAGCAUUAACAUGGCUUGAUUGGUCCUUUCCAGGGACUGAUGUAAUGACUUAAAACUUUAGAAAUUGUAUUCAUUUUUAAAAUGUUUAAACCUAUUCACAAAACCUGCAACAUGCCUGAGAUGGAUUUGCUUUUACAUCCAGGUGAGGUCUACAGAACAAUAAUAAUAAUAAUAGUUAUAUAAAACCCAUUAAAGCAGCUCUGUCUGAAAAAUCACAUUUUUAUAUUCAUUGUAUAUUUUCUCCAGCCUGAAGAAGUCCAGGUCACUGGCUUGCUGCUUGGUACUUCUUGUGUGGGAGAGCUGGAUAAUGAAAACCUUGCAUUAUUCAGUAAUUCAGUUAUCUGUGGACUCCCACAAUACUGUAAAAUACAAUUGCGGCUUCUAUUUUUUUGCUGAAAUGUGUGAAAACAACAAGGAGGUUAAUAACUUAUAAAUAAUACAUUUCACAAGCUUUAUCCAAAUUUCGAGAUGGGAGUUUGUAAUUGAGAUGGGUAAGUAGAGCUUGCAUAGUGGGCGAAGUGAAAUGGCAUCCCAAAUCUAUUUCACAUGGAGGAUAUUACAAAUUGAUGACAGAUUAAAUGAAUUAAUCUUUAUUGCACUGGACAGAUGCAAAACAAGAUAAUUAUAAAUAAAAUAUGUCCCUCAUUUGCAGAGGAAUGCAUGAUGUUUCUGACGUACAUAGACACUAACUUUAUUCUAAAGAAUAUCCGCGGUCGACAACCUUGAACUUAUUUCUUCUUUUUCUACUAUUGGAAGGAUUCUGUUUUUCCCUUUUAUAGAUACUCAUUUCAUUUCCAUUAUUUCAGUUGUUUUCCUUUUUAAAGGAUGAAAUUGGGAACACGGCCAUUAGUCAGCUUUAAUUAGUGAGUGAGGGGGGUGUUCAUUCGAGUCAGUAAUAAGUUUGUUUAUUCUGCCAUUACAGACCACAAUGACUAAACCUAAUAAAAAUGAGUGAAUGCCA